Nymphalis io (European peacock) is the source of this 327-nucleotide messenger RNA. RefSeq lists its product as uncharacterized. NCBI's taxonomy places the organism in Eukaryota, Metazoa, Arthropoda, Insecta, Lepidoptera, Nymphalidae. The record is from RefSeq and is a predicted model, not a curated record. The transcript is spliced from 5 exons. Bases 13 to 327 code for a protein of 104 amino acids.
CGACCAACGCCGAUGCGAAGAGCAAUACGUUCAACACCCUUACAUAACGUUUUAGGUGGUAUGCCUCAGGAUGAAAAUCGGGUAGAUCUAAAUGAACCAAGCACAUCAAGAGCAGGCAUUCCAGUAAGAGUAGAAGUGAAUGAGGCAGGAACCUCAGGGCUCAAAGCUAAUGUGGCGGAACCUGAAUUAAGCUCCUCAGACCAUGACACAUGCCCGGAAAAUAUCCCAUUAACUAAUCUACGUCGGCUUGGAAGUAACAAGCAAAAAAAGUCUGAUCCACAUGCAUCUGAAGAAACAUCAUUCACGGAUGUCCCGAAUACCAAAUAA